Molecule: messenger RNA, 730 nt
Organism: Malaya genurostris
Lineage: Eukaryota; Metazoa; Arthropoda; Insecta; Diptera; Culicidae
Gene: Rpb7
Product: DNA-directed RNA polymerase II subunit RPB7
Exons: 3
Coding region: 119-640 (173 amino acids)
Biological process (GO): positive regulation of nuclear-transcribed mRNA poly(A) tail shortening; DNA-templated transcription; transcription initiation at RNA polymerase II promoter
Cellular component (GO): RNA polymerase II, core complex; P-body
Molecular function (GO): single-stranded DNA binding; translation initiation factor binding; single-stranded RNA binding
Source: RefSeq, a predicted model, not a curated record
CUGUCAUUAAACAAAAUACAAGCCGCUUAAAUUUGGUUAACGCAGUGAAUUUUUGUACCUGAUAUUUCUAAUAAUCCAUUGUUUUCUGAGAUAUUAUCAUUUUCACUUCGGUGGUAAAAUGUUUUACCAUAUUUCAUUAGAACACGAAAUUCUGCUGCACCCCCGCUACUUCGGACCACAAUUGAUCGAAACGGUCAAACAGAAAUUGUACACGGAAGUAGAAGGAACUUGCACAGGCAAGUACGGUUUCGUGAUAGCCGUGACCACAAUUGACGACAUUGGUUCCGGUGUUAUUCAGCCCGGUCAGGGGUUUGUAGUGUAUCCGGUCAAAUACAAGGCGAUUGUAUUCCGGCCAUUCAAGGGUGAAGUAUUAGAUGCUGUCGUUACCCAGGUUAACAAGGUAGGCAUGUUUGCUGAAAUCGGCCCGUUGUCGUGCUUUAUUUCGCACCAUUCCAUACCGGCUGACAUGCAGUUCUGUCCGAAUGGAAAUCCACCAUGUUAUAAAUCGAAAGACGAAGACGUGGUAAUUGCUCUGGAAGAUAAAAUUCGGCUCAAAAUAGUCGGUACUAGGGUAGAUGCGACAGGAAUCUUUGCAAUUGGUACCCUGAUGGACGAUUAUUUGGGAUUAGCUUGUAGUUAAACGAUUAAGACUAUUUUUUAUGUCAAUACAUAAUUUUAAGACAUUCAAUUUCAAUAAAUAUAAAUUAUGGAAUUGUUCUCAAUCUUGUGA